CUUUAAAGUGAGAAUUCUGACUUUAAUCUCAGAAUUCUCACUUUGUGACGUUGAGCAAUGAAUUGUGGGACGGGAAACGUCAGAUCGCUGUGUAGCUGUGAAGAGACAACAUGUCAUCGACCAGUGACUUUUUGCGCAGUCGAGGAGUUUCAGAGGACAUCAUCUCACUUAUGGAGGAGCAGAGGAUAAAGUGACUGAUGGAGGCUACAACUCACACAGUGGCGGCUGAAAAGCCAGAUUUGGAUGACUUCAUCAAGCUGUGCUUUAGACUUUCACUCAGCAAUAAAGAAAUACUGGCAGUAGUGGCACAUCAUGCUCAGACUGUCAUGAGUAUUCGGACUCUGAAGAGAAUAUGCCGAAGACUUGGUUUGUAUCGAAGAAAGAACCAGUCAGACCUGGGAGAAGUGUUGGCUUUUAUCCAGCAAGAGAUCAUGACGAGUGGGCAGAUGCAAGGUUAUCGAUGGCUUCAUCUACGAGCAAUUCAGAAAGGAUUUGUUGUGUCACAAGACACAAUACGGCAAAUUAUAAAAAUGAUUGACCCCGUUGGUGUGGAAUUAAGAAGAGCACGACGCCUACGAAGACGGCAAUACAGCUGCAGAGGACCAAAUGCUGUUUGGCACAUGGAUGGCUAUGAUAAAUUGAAACCCUAUGGGAUUGGCAUCCAUGGCUGCAUUGACGGGUUUAGCCGAUACGUAUUAUGGGCAGAGGCCUACACCACAAACAAUGAUCCGAAGGUGGUUGCAAGUUACUUUAUUAAAACAGUUUCACGCAUUGGUGGAUGCCCAGAAAGGAUCCGUGCUGACAGGGGCACAGAAAAUGGCCAUGUUGAACAGAUGCAAAUGUUUUUGCGAAGAAACCACUCAGAUAGCUUUGCAGGGGACAAAAGUUUCCUUUAUGGAAGAAGUACCGCCAAUCAGCGCAUUGAAGGAUGGUGGACCACCCUCCGUAAACAGAGUGCACAAUUCUGGAUGAAUUUAUUUCAAACUCUUCAGGAUGAUGGUCACUUCACAGGAAACUUUCUGGAUAAAAGCCUCAUCCAGUUCUGCUUUCUCAAUCUGAUGCAGGAUGAGCUGGAUGAAGUUGUGAACACAUGGAACUCCCACAAAAUAAGAUCAAGGUUGACCGGUGAUGCAGCUUCAGGUCGGCCAGUCGUCAUGUAUUCAUUCCCUGCCAUUCACAGUGCUGAGGAUCGACUGAAAUCUGCUGAAAUGGAAGAGGUCAUUGUAUGUAUGGAAGAGUGCAUGCCAAAAGCCCCGUUUCCUUGUGAUGAAACUGUUUUUGAGCUGUGUUGUCUGCUCAUGGAGGAAAAUGAAUGGCAUGCUCCAUCAGAUCCAUUAGUUGCAAGUGAUUUGUACAUUACAUUGAGGGGAGAAAUAUUGAAGAUUGUAUGACAAGUCUAUUGAUGUAAUAUUUAUUAAAACUUCGGCAUCUAACUGUGUCAUUAAGAGAAUGGAUUCUACACAUUUUUUGUCCUUUGAGUUUACGUAUUGUGAUUUUUCACACGACAUUUUAAAUGUAUUUUCUGUAAGUCACAAAUAAAUAAAAGGGCAUUAAACAUUUCACCUGAGUUGUGAUGAAUCUAUGUAAAACUUCACCUACCAAAAUGAGUGACAGAAAAUAUUUUCCUGUGUAUUAAUUCGCUGUCUACAAUGUCGUUUUUUUAGUUUCGAUUGGUUCCAUAAAUAUUUUUGAAGUACUAUGUAUUGCAAAAAACAUUUUACAAAACAUAUGAACAACAUUAUGAGACCCUUCAUAUUUACACACUUAAUAAACACUCAGGUGAAGACAGAAAUACAAAGUUGUAGAAGAGUGAGUUUAUUGAAUGCAAUAAAAUAUUACUCUUCAUAGUAGCAGCAUGGUAUAUAUCCAUAUAAAACAAUGCAGCUGCUGAAACAACUUCCCAAUAGUAAGUAUAACAUCUUAGGCUUUCUUUUAAAUGAAGCCCAUGAACUUUUUAGAUCGUUAUAUUCCUCUAGUUAAGGGUGCAAAACAAUUA
Molecule: messenger RNA, 1996 nt
Organism: Synchiropus splendidus (mandarinfish)
Lineage: Eukaryota; Metazoa; Chordata; Actinopteri; Syngnathiformes; Callionymidae
Exons: 3
Coding region: 198-1391 (397 amino acids)
Molecular function (GO): nucleic acid binding
Source: RefSeq, a predicted model, not a curated record